AUGGAGGGGGUGGAGGAGGCCAACCGGGCGGCGGUCGUGAGCUGCAAGAGGCUGGUCGCGCGCCUCUCGCUGUCUGCCGGCGACCCGUUCCGGCUCGCCGCCGUCGCGGCCGAGACCGAGGAGGCCGUGUCCCGGUUCAGCAAGGUGGUUAACAUCCUCGGCAAUAGGGUUGGCCAUGCGAGGGCGAGGGUCGGCCGGAGGAGCUCGCCGGCGGGCGACCCGAUUGCGAGGUGCCUCCUCGAGUACCACCCUCCCCCGCCGGUGCCGUACUGCCCACCUGCCAGUGCCCCCCAACUCCAUGGGAGUAGCAGUAGCACUCCUGCGCCGCCGACGCCGCUGAAGCAGAUGGCGGUGCCGGUGGCGGCAGCGGCGGCUCCUUGUGCUACAGACAGGGACAUGUUCUUCCAGACGCCGCUCCUAGAUUUGAGUGGGUGCAGCGUUACUCCCGCCUCCAUGCCGCCGUGCAGAUCAACGGCUCGAGAGUUUCCGCAGCAGCAGCCGGCGCCGCCGCAGAAGAGGAUGCUCGAGCAGCAGCAGAGGCCGGCCAGCAGCGACAACAAGAGGUUCCACUUCGAGCCGAAGCCGGCGAGCGAGAAGCCGUUCCACAUCGAGAUCCCGGCGGCAAGGAGCGGCAAGGAGCCGGAGGUGAUCACCUUCAGCUUCGACAACUCGGUGUGCACCUCGUCGGCGGCCACCUCCUUCUUCACCAACAUGAGCAGCCAGCUGAUCAGCAUGUCGGAGACCUCCGCCUGCGCGCCGGCGUCCAGGAAGGCGGCGCACAAAGCCGACGACGACGGCAAAUGCCACUGCCCGAAGAAAAAGUCGGUGCCGGUCGCAUACGCCAUUGAUUUAUUGAAGCCGAGGGAGAAGAGGGUGGUGAGGAUGCCGGCGGUGAGCGACAAGGUGGCCGAUAUACCUUCGGACAGCUACUCGUGGAGGAAGUACGGGCAGAAACCCAUCAAAGGCUCUCCACACCCAAGGGGAUACUACCGGUGCAGCAGCAUCAAGGACUGCCCGGCGAGGAAGCACGUGGAGCGGUGUCGCGGCGACGCCGGGAUGCUCAUCGUCACCUACGAGAACGACCACAACCACGCGCAGCCGCUCGACCUCGCCACGCUCACCGCCAACUCCGAAGUCUGA
Molecule: messenger RNA, 1140 nt
Organism: Triticum turgidum subsp. durum (durum wheat)
Lineage: Eukaryota; Viridiplantae; Streptophyta; Magnoliopsida; Poales; Poaceae
Source: the annotation of a GenBank genome assembly